Molecule: messenger RNA, 1940 nt
Organism: Brassica oleracea var. oleracea
Lineage: Eukaryota; Viridiplantae; Streptophyta; Magnoliopsida; Brassicales; Brassicaceae
Exons: 9
Coding region: 145-1650 (501 amino acids)
Biological process (GO): reciprocal meiotic recombination; meiotic sister chromatid cohesion; meiotic cell cycle
Source: RefSeq, a predicted model, not a curated record
GUUUUAGGGCUCUCCUCAACAACCACUAUCGACGGGCUAUAGUUUUCCAUUUCCUCUACUUUUGUCUGCUCUGUCUUCUUCGUCCGUCUCUCCCACCUCCUCGAUCCUAAAGCUUGAAAUGUGAAUCGCUAGAGCCUAUGUAAGAUGUCUGAGAAGAAGAUUCGUCCCAUCAAGCUGAAUCGUUAUACCAUGUUGGGAGAAGAUAACAGCUCCUCUAGGAACGCCUUGGUCAAAGUCAAGUUAGAGAAGGACAAGCACGUUUCUUCAGAUACUGGGAAAGCCAUUGUCACAGUCAAGUUAGAGAAAGAAGAAGAAGAAGAGGGCUUUCAUCAUGUAACUAGAAGCGUCCUGAAGAGAAAACAGCUCUCUCAGUCAGCAGACAACAACUCUCUCGUUGCAGUCAAGAGUGAAAACUACACCUUUGAGAAACAGAGAACAACUCGGUGGAGUACUAAUAGGGUUGAUUCUGCUGAGCAAGCAAUGGAGGAUGUAUUGAAAGAGGUAGGCGCUUCUUUCGAGAAUCCUAUCUCACGAGGCGAGUUAAGAGCCAUAGCUCGAAAGAGAAUCGGCGAUACUGGGCUGUUGGAUCAUUUGCUGAGGCAUAUUGAUGGGAAUGUGACACCUGGCGGUGCUGAUCGGUUUAGGAGGUGUUACAAUACCGAUGGAGCCAUGCAGUAUUGGCUGGAGAGUGCUGAUUUGCUUAAGGUGAAAUGUGAGUCUGGUGUUCCUGAUCCUAACUGGGUUCCUCCUCCUUGGUGGAAGCUUCAGAGUGUGAUCAAACUUGAGCCUGGGGAUUGUGAACCGUCCUUUAAUCUUAAGGAAUCAAUUGAUCAAAUGAAGAGUGAUAUCAAAGAGCUUGUAGCUGAUGUGGCUCACAUUAAGCGUGAAUCUGGAGUUCCUGAUACUGAUUUGAUUCCUUUAUCUCAAUGGAAGAUUAAGAGAUCGGCACAUGAAUCUCCUUUAUCUCAAUCUUCUGCUGUCUCUUCAAAGCUUAGGGAAGAGAUUAAUAAAAUGAAGAGUGAUAUCAAGAACCUUGUAACCAAGCCAAAGUUACCAGAUCAUGCUGAUGCAAAUGAGAAACGAUUCACGGAAUGUAUGAGGUGGAAGGUAGAGACUGAUAAGAAAAUUGCAGAGAUCUCAACGUCAUUGACUUCAACACAGAGCAUGGUUAAGGAACUAGCUUCAUGGAAAGAUAAAGUAGAACAUCAGCUGGUGGGAAUUUCAAGCUCGCAGAACAAUCUGCAGGCAAAUGGGAGCAAAUCUCCUCAUAACUGGGAACAUCUAUUGCAUAGUGCCAACUUGGAUGACUUCACAGUGAAUGGUUUUGAUCCAUGGGAUGUUGAAGCUGACCUUACCGAUGUUCUUCCACCAAAUGCUCGCAAAAGCUCUUUCCAAGACCAUAUGUGGUUUGAGGAACAGUCAGUGCUCAACUCCGAAAUGCAAAGGACGGAGAGAGGUGAUUCCAGAAGCUCCAAUCAGGACAAAGCAGAGUUGACUCCAGGUUCUUCAGUGACUGCAGGUCCAAGAUCUGAUAUUGACGACCCAAGUAUUCUGUCUCAGGAAACAUUGAAAGAGUUGGUGAGUUGGAAAGCCAAAGCAGAGCAGCAGCUAAUGGAAAUGUCAGACGCUGUCCGUGCUCUUCAGGGAUAAGAGUCAAACACACUAGGCCACAUGAAUGGUAGAUUCACCUACAUAGAAUCCCUUUGGAGACUUCUUGUACAGGGUUUCUGCGAUAACUGAACAAAGAAAAAGGAAACAAUGAGACUAGAGAUUAGUAGGUUUCUGGAAAGUUAAGGAACAGGGAGAAGAAGUGAUCCUCUUUAUCUAAAUGUGUUAUUGAAGUUAGAGACAAGGCUUUAAUAGUAGUUGUUGCUGUAUAUAUUCUCUCUGACUACUCUUAUUCAACAAGGAAGGUUUUGAGUAAUCUUUUUUCUUUCUCA